CGAUCAUAGCAGCUGCGGAAUCAUCAGGAUUAUACGGGUCGGGAGCUAAUAUCGAGGGAUUUAAAAAUGACAAAGGCGUUCCUGAUGCAGGUAGCCUUCAUGGGGCACUGCUCACGACACAUUGGGCCACACGCGGAUGGACGUUCCAGGAACAAAUGCUUUCCAAGAGGUCUUUUAUUUUUCUUGAUGAAACGGCAUUCUGGGAUUGUCAGGGUGCUGUGUGGUGGUCUGAGUCCUUGAUCACCAACCAGGAAACAGGUGUUAGCAAAGUCAGUACGCCAGAGGGGGACAAUACGCCUUUAAGAUUAAUAUUUCGAAGCAAAAAAGACCACAUGGAAACAAGGACCUAUAAUAAAAAUAGACAAUUAUCACAAAACCUUGCAGCCCUUUCCACACCCGACUUCAGACUUUACAUGGAGUUAAUAUGUCGGUAUAACCAUCGCAAUCUCACAUACGCCCAGGAUGCAUUACCAGCCAUUUCCGGAGUUCUUGAUGCCCUGACACGCGGGUUUUUGGGCGGCUUCAUUAGUGGACUACCGGCUAUUUUCCUCGAUUCCGCCCUUCUUUGGCAGCCUCUUGUCAAGGCAAAGAGGCGAGUUUCUUCUGAAGACAAGCCAGAAUCGUCCCCGCCGUUACCGUCCUGGUCUUGGGUCGGGUGGCAAUGCCUCAUUGACCCGGUAAGCCAGGAGAGUGGUCUGGACUACAGGGUCCGAAAUUAUACUCGACCGCUCUCGGGGUUGACUAGGCCUCCUGUCACGAAUUCAUGGAGAACUAGGAAGCUUGUUAAUUGGAUUAGCUCGACCACUGCGGAUGACGAGUGUAAGAUACUCGAACCGGGGAUACUAGAACAAUACAAAGGGUUGCGGGAUAAGCCUUCUGAUGAAAAUUUACCCGAUGGAUGGUCUCAUGAAACAAAAGAUACAUAUCCCACUGACCGUAUACUUCGGUAUGAAUUCGAAGAACGGCCAAGAGACUGGUACUCUCAUGAGUCGGAUCCUACAUCUGUCUUUGGCUACCCAUUACCCAUGACAUACAUCCCGUCAACUUUCGGAAGUCAAGGGCAUAAGCGCUUCCUCUCCUGUACGGCAUAUACAGCUAAUUUCAACGUCCGGCGAAUUCUAUAUCCCCACCAAAGGGUACGGCAAUAUAGCAAAUACCGUGGGGGUCGUUUUCAUAUCUCUUGUCUAGACACGAAGCUAUACAAGAAUAACCCCGACAUGGAGACGUAUUGCCCCGUAAUAACCCUCGAAGACAGUCAAGGGCGCUGGGCCGGGUUGCUUAGGGUGAUGGAUGACAACAAAAGUAUCAAGGCCCAGCAAACGGUUGAAGUCAUAGCAAUCUCGGAGGGCAGUUCCAGCUUCAUCGGGGCGGCUGUAGCAUACGAAGAGAUGGUUGAUAGGCUGGGAUGUUACCGGUUUGGGAAUAUUAACAGCGAUCACUGCCAUUUCGCGUUGACGGGGGGUUUCCGGCGGGUAGAUACCUCGGAAGAAUCUGACAAAAAAGUAAAGCCUUGCGUGUAUCGCAGGCCUAAAUCCAAAUGUUAUAAGAGCAUGGAGAAGGAAGCCAACGGGCGGGACCAUGGGCCCUUCUUUCUCAAAAACAUAAACUGUCAUCGCUUCCAGGACGACGAACUACCAAAAGAGUGGGGGCACGAGCGUUAUGAUUUCUACAACGUGCUCUGGGUCGAAAGGAGAGGCGAUUUCAUGGAAAGAAAGGCUGUGGGGCGGGUGCCUAAAGCCAUCUGGGAGCAGAAUCAAGGAGGGCUACAAAGCAUCAGACUCGGUUGAUGCUCUAGGCUGUAUAGCAGGCGAAUUCAGGGGUAUCUACUAGACCAAACAGCUUCAAUCAUAGCAUCGGUGGGAGUUCAUUUACAAAAGCGGAAAUAAAAUUUGGCAAGAUUGGCUUUUUAGGUUAGCUGUACGGCAAGUCUGCGUUCGUGUGUUUUAACUGUAGCUGCUCUUUGCGGUGAUGCCUUGCGACUGGAAGAUAUGGAAACUGUAGUGAUGGUAUCUACUUCUCCAUUGUGCGGUUUAGAAAUUCUCAUAAAUAAUGUUGUUAGUAUAAUAGUCUCAUACAGGCUAGGGUAAAAUGGACAAGAGACGAGUAUUUGAUCUGAUCGGAUAUAUUACUUGUAGGUUGUAGGUUGUAGUGUUGAAACACACGAUGAUAAUUGAGUGGUACCCAGUCAAGCACGUGGAAGGUGGUUUGAAUCACGUGGCCGGAUCUCAUCUCUUUAGAUUUUAUGUGGACCCCUGUGCCGGGCAGCCGGGAGUCAU
Messenger RNA from Daldinia loculata, 2276 nucleotides. RefSeq lists its product as uncharacterized. NCBI's taxonomy places the organism in Eukaryota, Fungi, Ascomycota, Sordariomycetes, Xylariales, Hypoxylaceae. The record is from RefSeq and is a predicted model, not a curated record. The transcript has a single exon. The coding region runs from base 156 to 1787 and encodes 543 amino acids.